ACUAUCUUCCAAAUUGUAAGAGAGACAUAUGAUGAUGUUAUUAUGGACCAAAUUAGCAUGUGUUUCCCAGUCGUUAAAAUGUAAGAGCAGAGAAUUUGAAAGAAAUACGAUUUAUCAAAAUUAAAAGCAGUAAUAUGAUUCGGAACCAAUGAACAUUGUAGUACACUAGCUCGAGCCAAACCAGUCUCCCUAGUGAAUAUUAUAGUACUAGCUCAAGCCAAACCAGUCUCCCUAGUGAACAUUUUAAUACUAGCUCAAGCCAAACCAGUCUCCCUAGUGAACAUUUUAAUACUAGCUCAAGCCAAACCAGUCUCCCUAAUGAACAUUGUAGUACUAGCUCAAGCCAAACCAGUCUCCCUAAUGAACAUUGUAGUACUAGCUCAUGCCAAACCAGUCUCCCUAAUGAACAUCAAGAGGUAUGCAGGUAGGUAUCAACUAUUAUUAACUACUUGCCUAAUUGACACCUCACUAUCAUUUUAUUAUAAAUAGAGGUCGGUAUUAUAUUAAGGAUACAAUAUCCAACAUUGGAAGUUGAGUAAGAUCUUAAGUGGUAUAUAUAAGAUAUGGGUCUCUCCACUCAUUGCCAAUUGGUUUUGAGUUGGAAGCCCACAAUCUAAUAUAUUAUGCGAAUUACAUCUAAGUAUAGUCUUAGUCAUGGCUAAGUUUUUUACAACCAUUAUCCUUAUCUUUGUUGCUCUUGUUCUAUUUGCUGAUUUUGAAGCACCUACAAUUGUGAAGGUGGCGCUUUGCAAUAGGGAAAGUGAGACAUGGUCAAGGCGUUGUGUAAACGAUGGUCAGUGCAGGGAUCAUUGCAUUAACAAUGAUAUAGGAGUAGAUGGAAACUGCGCUGGUGGCUACCCGUGGUACAGAGGAUGUUUCUGCUUCUUCGCUUGCUAAUAUAUACCAAAAGCUAUUCGUUGCUUGCUUGUGUGUUUAUUUUACAUAAAAUAAUUCUGCGACAUUCCAUGGAAUAAUAUACCUACGUCUACCAUUUAACA
This is a messenger RNA of Camelina sativa (false flax), 998 nucleotides long. RefSeq names its product defensin-like protein 18. The record is from RefSeq and is a predicted model, not a curated record. NCBI's taxonomy places the organism in Eukaryota, Viridiplantae, Streptophyta, Magnoliopsida, Brassicales, Brassicaceae. Gene Ontology annotation, biological process: defense response.